GUUUUGUAACUUAAACAAGUAAAAAAAGAUGUUUGUUGGAAAAAAAUUUAUCAUUUCGGUAAUUAUAUUGAUGAUGUCAUUCUCUACAUUUAAAUAUUUGGAUGGAGCAGUUGAGAUGUUUUCUCUAAAUGGGCAAUUCGAUAUUAAAGCAAACACACUUCUUACAACAUUUAACAUCUUUCCCAAAGAAUAUGAAAUAACAUUUGAAGUUUAUUUAAGUUCAUUUACUUCUGGAAACAAUUAUUGUAAGUGUGCAAACUUGUUUCGAUUUACCUCUGGGAACGAUGAUUUAGAUAUUAACGAAAGACUUCUAGCGGCAUGGUUUACUACUUAUGCAACAUUGACUUUUUAUUUAUUUAUUAAUAAUCACUCCGUUCAAGUGCUAAAUAUUCCCUUUAGCAUUGGAUGGAAAAAAUUUAAUAUAAGUCAGCUACUUCUUCAUGGAGCCUAUAUUUCUACUAUACAAGUUGACGGUACAAUCAUCUCUUCAGUAACAAAUACUGAUGCAAAAGAGUUUUACAAUGUGAAAUUGUAUUUUUCUGAUCCUUGGUAUUUAGCGCAACCCGGAAUGGCAAGGAACCUUUUAGUGACAAAAGGAUGCUCAGAAAGCAACUUUUACUGCAAACCAUUACUAGAAGUAACAUACAAUGCAGAUAUAUUUUUGAAACUUGGAUGUUGGAAAGACGCAUAUAAAAGAGCGUUAAUUCCGCUUGAAGACAAUUUAAAUGACGAAACUUUAUCACACCAAAAACGCCCUGAUCCUCUAGGUUAUUGCUACAGAAAUGCUUCAAAAUAUGGCUACAAAAUAUUUUCUUUGCAGUUUGGCGGACAGUGUUUUGCAGGAAAUGAUACAUCUUAUGAAAUUUUUGGACAAUCAAACAAUUGUAGUUUAGAUGGAAGAGGUGGUCCUUGGGCAAAUGAAGUUUACACAAAACACAACAAUAGCUUUUUGGUACAAAAUACAGAGAAAAACAAAUAUGUUUUGGAUAUUAGUUUAAAUUUGGACUAUAUCAGUUUAGUCGAAUCAGCAUUUAAUGUAACCUGGGAAUACCUUAUUCCUCCUUUUAUAAAUGUGAAAUAUGAAGAUUUACCAGUUGAUAUAAUAAAAAUUAACUCUAAUAAAUAUAAAUAUAAAAUAUUCAAUUUAAAAUACAAAGGAAUCAAUCAAAGUAUAAUUGCUACACUCAAUAAUACUCGGUGUUUAUUUGGCGGAAUAUACAAAAUUAAUGUACCAAUUAAAGUAUAUUUUGAAAAUACUAUUGGAAGUUCUUGGGAUAUAUUCAAAACAAUAUCAAUAAAUAUACAAGAAAACUGUCCAAAAACAAACGAUUCAAGUCAUAUUAUGCCAACCAACCCUAAUCAUGUACCCGGAUUUUUAAUGUAUCUUAAAACUGAUCUGACUGUGGCUUUGAAAGUACAUGCUAUUACAGCACACUUAGAAGACUAUGUGUCCAGAUCUCUUGGAAGAUAUGUAGAGCAGGCUUCUGAAGCAGCUCAUGCUAAAAUGAAGCCUGUCAUCAACAGGUUCAAUGUUUUCCAAAUGAGCAAAAAACAAGAUUAG
This is a messenger RNA of Hydra vulgaris (swiftwater hydra), 1561 nucleotides long. Lineage: Eukaryota; Metazoa; Cnidaria; Hydrozoa; Anthoathecata; Hydridae. The record is from RefSeq and is a predicted model, not a curated record.